CCCUCACCCUUCAUAUGUCGGUUUCGAGGGCUGGUAUACUCGAAUACAAGACUAAUCGGCGGGACUCUCCAUCAUCCUGAUUUUUUGCUCUCUUGGAGACUCGAUGCCAUCAAACACUCCUAGGAAGCACUAUUUCCAUUUCUCAGUAACGCCUAUUGGUGACUCGUCUACUAUCGAGCCGGUCGAGUUCCACUUAUUUCCUGAUGACCUUCAACAUAUCGUGGACUCCCCGCCCGAUUCAGAGACAGAUUUGCAACCAUAUACUUUGAACAUACCUAAUAUUGGAAGCUCCACCGUGGAGCCAAAGACCCAACGUUAUAAUCUCACCGUCCCAUGUGGAGAAAGCUCUUCCGAGCACUGGAAAGUGUCCAUAGACAUAACGGAUCGCGUUCCAUUAUCGCAGGAGCACGCUCUACUGAGUACUCCGCACAGCAUGGCCCUUUCAAGAUUGGAAACUUUACUUCCAUUGCAUUGGGCAAUUUUCUCAACCGGAUCGAAGGCAAAUUAUGACGUGAAGCAUAUGGGCGCCAAUGGGGUGGGAUUAGAAGUCUUUGGAGGCACAGGGGUGGCACAUAUGGAAAAGAACUGGGGCGCAUCAUUUCCUACUGGCUGGACAUGGUGUCAGGCAUUCGGUGACCAUCGAGACAAUGCGGCGAGAGAUUGUGUUGCCAUUGUGGGUGGUGUCCUCGCUUUGGGUCAAAAGGCAUAUCUCAUCCAUUACAAGGAUUCAGGCGACGCCUGGCGCCCUCGUCGCAAACGUUCGAUACAUCCAAGUUAUCCAGCGAAAGAUCCUGAAAGCACUGAAAAUUCUGAUCCUAAUGACAAGCAACAUAUCAACUGGACCUUCCGCCCAUUAUGGACUCUGAUUCUAGCACUCCCGUAUCCUGCUGGUAUCCCACGAUUCAAGAUAUCGCGGAAGAAUCCAGUGGCAAAAAAGCCCUCAUUGUCCAAUACCUUCGACCCUCUGCUGGCCAUGGGCCAACCGCCGUCACUUACCGCUGCAACCCUUAACAGACGGAUCCUAAUCGAUGCACAGUCAGAGUCACGACCUACCACUCUCAAUUCACAAGAACAGCCAAUAUGGCUUGCGCUGCAUUGCUCAAUGCCUGGUGGGCAUGCCACACGUGCGUACAAGACAUUCACAGCAAGGGCAAUGAUAAGAGCCUACAGGCGCCAGUGGAGAUUUGGCUGGCCACGAUGGGUCGAAAUCAGGAACGUUGAGUUUGAACACGCGGCAUUGGAGUUUGGAGGAUUGUAUGCUGCGAUAGCAUGAUCAGCGCCUCAAUAAAUCAAAGACGCCAAUAUGAGACGAGUUUAUUAUAACUUGCGGGAAAACUGUGCCCUUCCAGUUGCAUAUUGGACCCUGGCCGCCCACCUUCUAUAACUUUAUUCUAAAUUGUGCAGAUAUGUUAUUCUGUACGUAGGGCUUGCGGGGAUCGGGUGGAGUAUAUGGAUCAAUGGCCACCCCAGGCUGAUGCUGGUACGUCGAGCAUCACAAUAAACAGUUGGAUAAAAUGUUGCUCUUUCCUGGCGUGCAUGAUUCUGGGAUGAAGUCAUCGAGAACCGCUAC
This is a messenger RNA of Cantharellus anzutake, 1570 nucleotides long. RefSeq lists its product as uncharacterized. The transcript has 4 exons. The record is from RefSeq and is a predicted model, not a curated record. Lineage: Eukaryota; Fungi; Basidiomycota; Agaricomycetes; Cantharellales; Hydnaceae. The coding region runs from base 434 to 1273 and encodes 279 amino acids.